Molecule: messenger RNA, 360 nt
Organism: Lodderomyces margitis
Lineage: Eukaryota; Fungi; Ascomycota; Pichiomycetes; Serinales; Debaryomycetaceae
Exons: 1
Coding region: 1-360 (119 amino acids)
Source: RefSeq, a predicted model, not a curated record
AUGAAGCUUGCCAUUACAUUAUUAUUCUUGCUUUUUGCUUGCGUAUUUGCAGAACAGGAAAGAAACCGUGGUCCAUACCACUUCGAUGACAAAGCACAAGAAAAAGAUUUUGAUCUGAUGGUGGAGCAUUUGUGCUAUUUUGACAAUCUAAUCGUUGUUUGCUUUGACCCUUUGUUGAAUAAAGAGUUUGAAUUUUUACCUUGGACGGUGAAAUCUUACCUUCAAUCUCGAACCUUGUAUGAUACAGCUAUCGAGUUUCUAGAGUCUGGCAACUAUACUCAAAAGGAUAUUGAGAAGGCAGUGAAGAUAGCAAAGGCAAAUCGAAGAAGACCAAGAAGAUACCGACCUUCAAGAGGGUAA